This is a messenger RNA of Stylophora pistillata, 1887 nucleotides long. RefSeq names its product stomatin-like protein stl-1. Gene Ontology annotation, cellular component: membrane; mitochondrion. NCBI's taxonomy places the organism in Eukaryota, Metazoa, Cnidaria, Anthozoa, Scleractinia, Pocilloporidae. Gene Ontology annotation, biological process: mitochondrion organization. The record is from RefSeq and is a predicted model, not a curated record.
CUCCAUGUAACACGUGCUCUUCGUGUUCACCGUUCUAUUUCUUUAUAAUGAAAUUUCAAGGAAUUAUUGCAAGUAUAAAAGCAGCUAAGAAGAGAGAAAUACCGCGGUAAUUUGCAACAGAUUUAGUAAUGCUCUCUUCCAGGGUUCUACAAAGAAUCACUAGAGCUCCUUCUCAGCCAAGUUUUGCCAUCAGAACAAUGGCAUAUGGCUACAGUAGGACAAAGAAGAAACUGCCUGUUAACACAGUCAUUAAAUUUGUUCCCCAACAAGAGGCUUGGGUAAUUGAGAGAUUUGGUAAAUUUAACAGAAUCUUAGAACCAGGCCUCGCCAUUCUCCUUCCAGUUAUUGAUGAUAUUAAAUAUGUGCAGAGUCUGAAGGAAAUAGCAAUUGAAAUUCCUUCACAGUCUGCUAUCACACUUGAUAACGUCACCCUUCAUCUGGAUGGUGUGUUAUACCUGCGUGUGGUUGAUCCCUUCAAGGCUUCUUAUGGAGUAGAAGACCCAGAGUAUGCCGUGACGCAGUUGGCACAGACUACCAUGAGGUCUGAGUUGGGUAAAAUAAGUUUAGAUCAUGUAUUUCAAGAACGAGAAAGACUGAAUCACAAUAUAGUGGAGGCAAUCAACCAUGCUGCUGAAGUUUGGGGAAUAAGGUGCCUGAGAUACGAAAUCCGGGAUAUUCAGCUUCCGAACACUGUAGUUGAGGCUAUGCAGAUGCAGGUGGAAGCUGAGAGGAUGAAACGUGCGGCAGUGUUGAAAUCAGAAGGUGAAAGAGAAGCCGCCAUCAAUGUUGCAGAAGGAAAGAAACAAAGUCAGAUUUUAGCAUCUGAAGCAAGGAAGAUGGAACAAAUAAACAUUGCUACUGGUGAAGCGAAUGCAAUUGUUGCAAAGGCAACAGCUCGCGCGGAAGGAAUCGAAAAAGUCUCUUUGGCUCUUCAACAGCAGUUAGGUGAGAGAGCAGCAACGCUCAAUGUCGCUGAACAGUACGUGAACGCAUUCUCUAAUCUGGCCAAGACAAACAACACGGUGGUGUUACCAGCUAAUGUGGGAGACGCGGGUUCCAUGGUGGCGCAGGCUUUGGCGGUCUAUGGCCAAAUCUCAGGGAAGCCAAAGAAUGACCCCCCACCCUCUUCCGGUGGGUUAACCGAUUCUUCAACGGAGAGUGCGGGCGCGAGCGGCGACCAAACGCAGGAGGGAGGAGACGGGGACACGCAAAAUGACAAAUUGUCUGCUUCUGCCGGAAGAGAUUUUCGGCAGGUCGAGGGUUCUUCAGCGGAUUCACACAUGAGAUGGAACCCAGUCUCUUCUAGAACACACUUCACCGCGGCUUCGUCACCAACUCGCGCUCGGGACUUUUCGUGAAUAUCCAGCGGCGUUCACGCAAUUUCAUCAAAAAAUUAAGAGUGAAAACAGAACUGCCAUGAACCCGUGCACGCUGACUAAAUGUGCAGCAUUUUUAAGCAAAUUAUAAGCGCGAGCUAAAUAAAGAUCUUCAAUUAAAUCGAAGGACGUUCAUUAGAAAUAAACAAAGAAAUGUUUGGGGGUAGAAUACACCUUUUGGCAAGACCGUGACUUAAUUCCUCUGGAGAUGAUAGCAUGUCGUUAUCCAAACAAAUGAGCUUACAAGGUCACUGGGCUAGAGAGUUUCGUGACGACGCUUGAGCACCCGAGUCUUCGACUGAGAGUCAAGAGUAAUCUUGGGUUGUGUAGGUAAAACCGAUAAAACUUAGACGCUCGCGAUAUCACGCAACUCACACCACUUUCAUUAUUUCAUAAGCUUCUUUUGAUGUCUUUCCUUGUUGCUUUAAAGAGUUUCGGGAGGAAGAAACUCAAUGGAAAUCGUUGAAGACCUGCAAAGUGCUUAAUAAACUUAGUGGAAAUUUUGGUUUAA